AUGCCUGCUGCAUCGCAAUCUGCCCAACAAGGUCUUGAAACCAUCGAGUAUGGUCUCUAUCCGUCGACUACGGGAGACUACCUGCGUGAUGUCGUACCCGUCUCGGUGCAUUCACACAAUGAUUACUGGCGUGAUAUUCCACUCAUCACGGCCCUCUCCUAUGGAUGCUCCUCUAUUGAGGCUGACGUUUGGCUUGUCAAUGGCACACUCUACAUCGGUCAUGAUGUCGCCUCUUUGAGGCCCAACCGUACAUUCUCGUCCCUUUACAUCAACCCGCUCGUCACCAUACUUGAUCAGAAGAAUCCAAGCAACAGCUUCACAGCAUACGCAAAGUCAAACUUCAGCUACACAGAGUCGAAUGGUGUAUUCGAUACUUCAGCUGCUUUGUCGCUCAACUUGUUGGUGGACGUCAAAACCAACGGAGCAGAAACAUGGCCCUAUGUUGUUGCCGCACUCGAGCCGCUGCGCCAACGCGGCUACCUCUCUUACGUGAACGCGUCAGAUACGAAUGUGAAUUCCCGGCAAGUGACAGUCAUUGGUACUGGCAACACGCCUCUCAACUAUCUCCUCGCUCGCCCAAACCGAGACUAUUUCUUCGAUGCACCUCUUGCUGCUCUCAAUAGUACAUUCAAGCCGACCCUGUCGCCUCUCGCAAGUAUGUCCUUCCGCGCCAAUAUCGGUUGGACAGGUGUCCAGGCCAUCACCAGUGCUCAGGAAACAAAGAUGAAACAAUAUAUUGACCAGGCACGCUCAAUGGGCCUCAAAUCGCGCAUGUGGGAGAGUCCCUUGCGGCCGGUCUUUGCAAGAAACGCUGUUUGGCUGAAGCAGAUUCAAUUGGGCCUUGACUACUUGAAUGCAGACGAUCUCGAGGCUGCUUCUGGGAUAUAG
This is a messenger RNA of Protomyces lactucae-debilis, 888 nucleotides long. RefSeq lists its product as uncharacterized. Gene Ontology annotation, biological process: lipid metabolic process. The transcript has a single exon. Gene Ontology annotation, molecular function: phosphoric diester hydrolase activity. The record is from RefSeq and is a predicted model, not a curated record. Bases 1 to 888 code for a protein of 295 amino acids. NCBI's taxonomy places the organism in Eukaryota, Fungi, Ascomycota, Taphrinomycetes, Taphrinales, Protomycetaceae.